Molecule: messenger RNA, 1411 nt
Organism: Xiphophorus hellerii (green swordtail)
Lineage: Eukaryota; Metazoa; Chordata; Actinopteri; Cyprinodontiformes; Poeciliidae
Exons: 12
Coding region: 245-1390 (381 amino acids)
Source: RefSeq, a predicted model, not a curated record
AAAUAUAAGAAAAACGAAGAAGAGUGAAGCUGGGCGUUAAUUUAUUCUGAGUGGCGACCCGCCGAAAGAGAGGAAGGAUUAAGUGUCUCAAUAUUGUUCUGUGGAUUUGUAGUUAAACUAACUUCUCUGCCAUGCUACUAUUUUGACUUUUAUCUUCAUGUUGCUCACGUAGCGAGUAAUUACAGCGGGGAGAGGAGUACAGUACUGAACCCCAUAACUAAGAGUUGGAUCCCCAAUUGAGGAUAUGAACUGGGACAGUCAGUUAAACUCCAUCCUGUCUGUAGCCGACGGCAACGUCGCUAAGAUGAGGGAAAGACUGACCUCUGCUCGGAAAUUCCCUGAAGGAGCAGAAGUGAAGAGGAGUGGAUUAAAUUCACAUUGGGACCCUCCUACUUCUUUCUGCACAGCGCGCCCCGACUACAGGCCUCCCUCAUCUCUCCGUUCGGGUGUGCAGUGGGCUGACCUCGCUGCCAUUCAGUCACAGCUCCAGAUACAGAGUCAGCUGAUUGAGUCCUUCUCAGUGAAACUCAAUGGCCUGGAGAGGGAGAAGCAGUCUCAGCAAUACCACAUCCAGACUCUGCAAGAGGAGGUGCGGAGUCUUCGUGGGGAGCUAUGGAAGAAGGACAGAGAAAGGGCAGACCUGAGUUCAGACGUGGAGCGAAGGAUGGAGCAGUGGAGGAGAGAGGUUGGCCGUGAGCUCAGCAGCCUUGCGAGGGGAAACGACUUGCGAGGUGACCUGAAGGAGAGCUUCGGCUCCAAGCUCGGUCGGGACGAGCUGGAACGCCUGCGGAGAGAGCUGGACGCGCUGAAAACACAAAUGAGGAGACAAGAGGAGGACAUGCAUCUCCAGCUGACGGAGGUGAGGGAGACGAGAAGACAAUGUGAACACAGCCACAAGACGCUGGAGGAGCUGACAGGCAGCUGCAGAACACACAGCAGCGAUCUGAUGAGGACACUCUGCCGCUAUUCGCUCACUCAGCAAGAAGUGCAUCAGAUGAGAACAGCUGUGUCAGAACUGAAGAGUGAAGUGAGGAGUCUCUUUCACCGAGGACAAGAAUUAGCAUCUUCGCCGCAACAGCUCACAUCGGGGGACCCGCCGCUCGCGGCCCCUCGGAGCCACAGCAAAGGACUCACAGCUGAUGAGGCGGAUUCAGAUUCGGAGGAUUUCAGUCCGACCCCGAGUCUCUCGGAGAUCAGCUCUGAUGAUCUGUCCUGGCUGGAGGACAAAGAGCCCGCUCCACGACGACGGAAACCUCGGAGCGCCAAGUCCACACGGAGCGACUUCACUGCUCCGAAAUCAGACGUGGAGGAUGAUGGUGACGAUGAUCUCCUUAAUGACGUGGAUGUUUGCCCAGAAUUAGAAUCUGACCUGAGUCUUACAGACCUCUAAUGGACUAUGCUGGGAAAUAAA